UAACCGCAAUUUUGUGUGGCGUAGAUACAUACACACACACACACACACAACACACACCAACGUAAGCGCGCGUAAUCCGUGAUUCAUUGUCGCGCAACUGCGCGUAAAAAGUGUAUUCGAUUGUGCGUAGCGAUUAAUGUGAUGUUUUGCGUCGGCUGUAACGAGAAUGCCGAUACAGGCACCACAGUGGAAUGAAUAUUUGUCUUGCCCAAUCUGCUGCCAUGAAUUUGACGUGGCAGAGCGAGGUCCCAUCUCACUGGGUUGCGGUCAUACUAUCUGCCGUACCUGCCUUGCCAACCUUCACCGCAAACAGUGUCCUUUCGAUCAGAGCACAAUCAACACGGAAAUCGACAGAUUGCCAGUAAAUGAGGCAUUGCUGCGAUUGGUGGGCAACAGCCAGAUCCCGGCGAGUGUGGCCGCGGCGUAUCAGAAGCUGCUACCAGCUGAAGAACAUGCUAACUACUUGGUGGCUAAGAGCUGCAUUGAGCAGCUGGCUUUGUAUCUCAAGCCAUGCCAAGCCGCCAGCCCCACCGUGGCCGCAGGCGUGGGUCUGGUGUCGCGUCCGAUGCAGCGUAAACUGGUAACAUUGUUGGGCUGUCAGUUGGUGGAGCCGGAAGGCCGGGCGCGGGCAGUACGUGCUGCCCGUAGCCUAGGCGAGCGAUCUGUUACCGAAUUGAUAUUACAACAUCAGAAUCCGCAGCAACUCAGCGCCAACUUGUGGGCGGCAGUUCGCGCUCGUGGUUGUCAGUUCCUCGGACCAGCGAUGCAGGAGGAGGUCCUCAAACUCGUUCUGUUGGCCUUGGAAGACGGUUCAGCAUUGUCGCGAAAGGUGUUAGUGAUGUUUGUGGUACAACGUCUGGAGCCGCACUUUCCACAGGCGUCGAAAACAAGCAUCGGGCACGUGGUACAACUUCUGUAUAGAGCAAGUUGCUUUAAGGUUUCUAAGCGAGAGGGUGACUCAUCGCUGAUGCAGUUGAAGGAAGAAUUUCGCACUUACGAGGCUCUGAGACGCGAACAUGACGCGCAAAUUGUGCAAAUCGCCACGGAAGCUGGCCUAAGAAUUGCGCCAGAUCAGUGGUCGGCGUUGUUGUAUGGUGACACAGCUCACAAGUCCCAUAUGCAGAGUAUCAUCGACAAGCUGCAAACGCCGCAGUCGUUCGCUCAGAGUGUACAGGAACUUGUGAUAGCGCUUCAACGCACACCGGAUCCAGGACAGCUAAGUGGUCUGAGACCGCAAUUGGAACUGCUGGCUGCUAUAGAUCCCAGUCCAGAAGCAGAACCACCAACUUUAACAGAUUGUCGAGCUGCGUUAGAGGCUGUUAGGAUAGUAGUGGCUGCGCUGGUAGAUUUUGUGCGGCAGCAUGGUGGCGGCGCCGGUGGAGGUAAUCGGAAAUCGCAGGACGGCGGAUCUGCGGGUUCAGUCGCUGGCUCAGGCCCAGCGGGCUCCGCCAGCAAGUACAAAGUCAGCAUGUGUAGGGACUUGACUCUGAGAGGUUCUUGUCCGCGAUCUGGAAGUUGUACCUUCGCCCACAGUGAUGUGGAACUCGACAAGUAUCGAUCGAAAAAUCGUAAAUUGGGCGUCAGGACGAAUUUGAAUACGGAAUUGAAAGGAGAUAAAAGUACAACUAAUAACAAUAAAACCUUCAAGCAGAAAGACGAAUUGACUUAUCACCAUUCUGUGAAAACACAUGAUAACGUACACCGAGAAAAUCUUUCGAUUCCACGUCCUAUCCCAACUUUGAACGAAACUACUUUUAUCGAACCACUGACAACAGGCUAUGUGUUGCCACCCUCGCAAAAUUUGACGCAUGUGGUAUACCCAAAGAGCACAAUGGAUUCUUUGCAUUGUUCACAUUACAUCGUGGGCCCAGGUCCAAUCGACUACGCUCCCGCGCCGCCGACAGCGAGCCUUGGGAUGUGGGACACACCGCAGAUGCCGAGCAAACUGUCGACGACAACCAACGACAUUUCAAACGGAGGUAAAAAGCAGCGAACGGUAGCCAAAACGCUGGCCAUGCUGUUGCAGCGUAGGAUGGAAAUUUUGAAUCAGUUAGAAACGAUUGUCGGCAAGCAGUCGCCUCAGAUAAAAACGGAUUAUGAUAUCCAGACAGAUUUGUUGACGCCGAAUUGGGCGGCCAGUGGCAUACCCGGUACCCCGCUGUUACUACCGCCCAAUAGCUUUCGGUUGCCCGCCACUCCUCGUGAUCCUUCCGUUAUUCUUCACGACGACGAUUUAGUACCUUUUGAACCUACUGUUCUACCGCCUGCUAGUAAAUAUGGACCAAUUUCCAGACAACUCUCCAAAACUCUAAUAAGAUCUCCGAGCGGGUUGCAGGCACCAGCGAGUUUCUACAAUGAAGGAGGCGGCCCACCCACUCCCGCCCCGCUGACUGCAUUCAGACCGAAUUCUUGGUAUUACGGCAAUCAACCUUACGCUACAAUGGGAGGUAACGGAGGCAUGCAGACGACAGCGACGAAGGCUGCUUUCGCCGACAAUUACGUCACUCUUGGCCGCAAUAUCGCCGUUGAAUCACCAGCCAUCCAAUUUCCUCGUUCUGAAUGCACGUCAAAGGACCUGAUACUCGAGUCGCAAAAGGUGAAGCAGCAACUCAAACAUCUCGAGAAGAAGAUCAACGAUUUAAAACUAGCGACGCAGGCUAAUGCGACGUUUACGGCGGGCGAGAGACUAGCGCAGGAGUUGCAGUUGAUCGAGGCAGGUAUUCGUGAGCGCGAGAGAGAUGUGCGCAAUUGGACAGUGGCGGCUACAACUCCUUAUUGCACAGCACCCACUUCCGCUACCGCCACUACUUUCCCGCUUUGCUGUCAACAACCCGCCGUCGAUAACGACCUACUUACUGGCCAGGAAUACAGUCGCGAUUACAAGACUCAGGAGGAGGAUACGUACGAGGCGGGAAUAGCUCAUGACAUACGCGAGUUCGAAUUGCGCUGGGAAUAUGAAUUGCGAGAAGAGGAUAAGCACUGGUCCUCCAGCGAGGACGAUCCCUCCAAAAAAUAAUACAACAACAGUAUCCUAUUAAUCCAGAAGAAAACAUGUAUUUUCACAUGUUGAGUAAUUCUUGGCUUCUUCGAUUAUUAUGCUGAGAGGAAGUAAGUAGAAUUUCCGACGUUAAAGUGGGAGAGAGGAAAUGAGGAAAAGGAGAGAAAGAGAGAGAAAUGGUACAAAAAGUUAGAUUUAUUUAUUAUUUGUAAAAUAAUAUUGUAUUGUGACAUAUAAAGACAUUUAUUAUUUUAUUACGUUAAUUAAGAUGGAAAAUUAUGCAACGAUAGAAAGUCAUGAAUUUACGAGUUAGAUUAGAAAUUUUCUUCUAUCUCUCCCUCUUUUUCUCAUUGUCUCUCUCUCUUUUUCUACUUUAUAUAAUAAAAAAGUAUACGUAUAUUAAUAUAUAAUAAAUGUAUGUAUAUAUAUGCAUUACUAUAUUCACAUUAAUUUUAAUGCACUCGAGAAAGUUUUUAUGUUUGACGAACGACUCACGAAUCUGUCUUUCUGAAAGCUGCAAAAAAAAGAAGACGUAGCCAUAAUAUGAAAUUAUGUGGUGUAUUAAAAUUAAUAAGAAUGAUGUAGUGUAUUCAUUAUAUACUAUAAUAUAUAAAGGGAACUAUACAUUCGGAAAGAAUGCUGAUUGACCUCAGAAAAGGUAAUACUAUCUUAUUACCAUUAUUAAUUUUUUUUGUGUAUACGUUUAGAGGAGAAUUUUUAUCCAUGAACGCAAGACUAACAAAGACGGAUCGCUAUUAUCCAAUAAUUAUAUUACCACAAAGUUAUUAUCUCUUGUUUUAAAUUCUAUCAAUAUUUUUUAAUGUGACAUUAUUGUUUUUAUUAUUUACAUUCUUUUGAAAUUCAUUAAGAUUAAUCGUGAAUCAUGUUCCAAAUUUCUAUCUUUUAAUUUAAUCACCAAAAAUUAAAGAAAUGGGUUUUUAUUUGGUAUAUAUGAGACUUUUAAUUUUGAAAUUAGAAUUAAGUAUUCUUUUAUGCACAUUAGCUUCGAAAUCUCAAUUCAAUUUUAUAACUAAUUUUUUUUAUAAAAAUUUUGAAGAGAUUUAAUUAUAAUUGCAAUCCAUUUUUAUACGAUAACGUGCUGAUUUAAUGAUAAUUAUGAUGCGUGGAUUAUUUAUAUGUGGAGAAUCACAUCUAUAAAAAGUUAAUUAUAUAAUUAUAUAUAAUAGCAUAAUUAUAUACAAAUAAUGAUUUAAUAAGAAUUGAAUAUUUUCAUUUAAUAUGUACAUGAAAGUAUUCAGUUCUUUUUUAAUCACCGUCCAUAAUAAUGCGGACUUAAUUAUGGAAAAUAAUCGAAAUGAUGUUAGACAAUGAUACGGUGCAAUCAAUUUUUUUGCGUAUUAUUAUGCAAUAACAAUCGUGAAGAUUGUCUAUUAUGCAUUUGUUUGCACAAUGCAGUUUUUUUAAUUUAUUAUACAAUUUAUAUUGCUGAUCUAGCCAGCGCGCCAUAAUGAUAAUAAUGAUAACUAUGCGUGGUGGGAGGUUUCGCUUGUCUCUUAUUAAAGAGAUUAAUUGCAAAAAGCAAAUCCUAUCGCUCCUUAUUAGAGAGAAAAAUAAUAGAAAAAGUAGAACUAGAAAAUAAAUGAAAUAAUAAGAGACAGAAAAUAUUCUACGUUUUUAUUUAUUUUUUCUAACGAUAUACAAUAUUUCCAAUAUCUAGGUAUAGCUUCCGGAAUGGAGCCGUGUCUUGAAUCAGCGAUAUGCUCCAUAUGCUCCAUUCCGGAAGCUAUACCUAGACAUUGUAUCAAUGGCCGUGAAAGCCUUAAAUCUAAUAUUUCCAAUAUUUUAUUCAGAGAAAACUUUUUGUGUACCUAUCGAUAAUAAUACGUUUUUAAUAUAUUUUAUAAUAGAAAAUGAAAGUUUUUUCUUUUCUAAUAAUAAACAAUAUUUCUUCUCUUUUUUCUGUCUUGUAGUGCACUAAAAUUUCCGAGACAGAAUUAUUUCUAUCUCUUACUAUUUUUCCUGAUAAACAAAUUAUGUAACGGCUGGGAAGGAAAUUCUAUACUUGUCUCUGUUAAGCAGAGAAUAAGCGCAAAGAAAAAUUCUAUUCAAGAGAAUAGCGGUCGCUUCAUUUUAGAGGAAGGAUAAUAGGAAACAGGAUUAGAAGAAAUAAUAGUAGGAAAUCCUAAUUAGUGAGAAAAUUGUUUAAUUAUAUAUGUUAUAUAAUAUAGUAUUAUGCAAUAGUGAUGAGUUUUGAAUUUUUAACGUUUCACGUAUAUCUCGCAGCAAAUAAUAAAAAAAAUUUACAACGAAACAGAUAAAUUGUAACAGUUAUAUUAAUAGAUAUAAAAUCUUUGUACUUUCUUUGUAAUUCAGACUUUUAGUAUUAAUAACAAUUGUGUGGUAAUUCAUAAAUAUAAGUUUUACUAGUUUCUCCUAUUAUUAUUGAUUCUAAUUCCACUAGCUCUCUUAUUAUCGCGCUUUGGACUUUUAAUAAUAAAAAUAUAUUGCAUGUUAAACAUGUCGCUAUGUGUACAGUGGUUACACGAUCGAUCUUACAGUUCUAUAUAUGUUAUUAUAAAUAAAACGUUCUUUGUUUUAUACGAUAUUGUUCGUGACGCGAUAUGAUAGUUGUAUACAUAUCGGAUGUACGAUAAAUGAAUCUGUACCUUAGGAAAAAAGGGCCAAUGUCCGCUCCUUUAGUUCUUGGGAGCUAUGAACUUUGCAAAUCUUCAAGACAGUAUCCAUCGAAUUCUAAUCAGUCAACUAACAUUUUAGCCGUUAAAAAACGAAAUGUACAAUUGAACUGAGAAAAAAAUCAUUGGAACUUGAUGAGAGUCAAGAUUUUUAUAAUCGAGAACCGAAUAAACGGACGUCGGUCUUUUUUCUCCCAAUGUGCAAGGCCACACACAGUCGGCGUACUCGCCGCUUAUCAGUAUACGGACACUUUCCUUUCCAUGUGUCAUCUUUCCGUUAAUAUUUGCGAAUUAAAUAACGAGUGUUUUUUGAUAUACUGGAAGACUACUCUACAACGUGAUAAUGUACAAUUCGUAAAUUACAAUUACCGUGUAUACAAAUAGAUACGCGUUAAAUUAUAUACCACACAAUUGUAAUGUACGAGUUGUAAUAAAAUUUAUAUAUUGUUACUUUUCCGGCGUACUCUCGUGCGUAUACAUAUACAAAAACAUACAUACAACACAUACGUGUUUCACGCAUACACAUACGUACACAUACAUACGCGCGCGUGUAUUUCUUUCAACGGGUAUACUGUAUAAGAGAGAGCGAGGGGAAAAAUGUAAUGUAUAUAAAUAUAAUAUAUUCGUGUACUCAAUAAAAUGAUUGUUACGCAAUAUA
Messenger RNA from Odontomachus brunneus, 6310 nucleotides. RefSeq names its product roquin-1 (gene roq). The record is from RefSeq and is a predicted model, not a curated record. Gene Ontology annotation, molecular function: metal ion binding. The transcript is spliced from 16 exons. Lineage: Eukaryota; Metazoa; Arthropoda; Insecta; Hymenoptera; Formicidae. Bases 167 to 3016 code for a protein of 949 amino acids.